Molecule: messenger RNA, 252 nt
Organism: Fusarium poae
Lineage: Eukaryota; Fungi; Ascomycota; Sordariomycetes; Hypocreales; Nectriaceae
Exons: 4
Coding region: 1-252 (83 amino acids)
Source: RefSeq, a predicted model, not a curated record
AUGGGCAAUUCCUUCUUGAGAUUAUCACCACCAACAACCUUUUCCAACGCCCCGGUUCGGAGAGGUACCUUGACCCUGCACCACCCUGAGGUCUUAGAAAAGGUCUUAGCGGCGCACUUUGGUGGUGUCUCUGAGGACACCCCGGCUUCAGCCUUGCCACUCAGGCCGUCGUCGCCUGCCAACGUCUCGACGCCCUCGCCGCCACACUCGGUCGUCACUAUAAGGUUUCCAAGCUAUCACAAGCCGACAUAG